Molecule: messenger RNA, 1422 nt
Organism: Apis mellifera (honey bee)
Lineage: Eukaryota; Metazoa; Arthropoda; Insecta; Hymenoptera; Apidae
Product: DNA endonuclease RBBP8-like
Exons: 4
Coding region: 99-518 (139 amino acids)
Biological process (GO): DNA repair
Source: RefSeq, a predicted model, not a curated record
AUAAAAAUUUAUCAACUCCAAAAAAAAUUAGAAAAUUAGAGAUAGAAAAAAAUAUUACUCCAACAGAAAAAAGAAAAUAUCCAGAAUCAAUCAAUCAAAUGUUUGAUAAUUCUUCAAUAUAUGAUGAAACAUUCUGUCUUUUAGGAGAAAAAAUUAAACAAAAAUCUUAUGAUAAAAAUGAAUUAAAAGAAAAUAAAUUUGAAAAUAAAAAUUCACCAGAAUGUCCACGUAUAAAGAAAUGUCUUAUGGAUAGUUUUGAUAUAGUUCCUAAUAAAAAAGAAAAACAAGAGAAUAAAUUAUCAAAGAAAAGAUCAGAAAGAGAAAAAAUGAUUGGUAUUACUUGUUGGGAAUGUGAAAAGUAUUACACUAAUCUUGGAAUUUCUGAGGAAGAAAUAAAAAUGAGACAAAAUAAAUGUUCUCGACAUAGAACUACAUAUAAUGAAAGAAUUAAUACACCUGAAGGUUUUUGGUGUCCUAUAUUUUCUGAUACUACUUUUCAAUCUACUUUCCAAGAUUGAAGUAAAGCAUGCUGGUAUGCUUUUUUUUAUUUAUUAUCUUAUAAAUAUCUUACAAAUAAUUGUUUAUUUUAAGUUAUAUGAAUUUUAAAGAAUAAAAACAUAAAUGUAUAAAUAUGUAAUAUAAAGUUUAUAAUUCAAGAAGAAAAGUUCAAGAAGAAUAAGAAUAUAUACAACAUAUUAUGAUUUGAACAUAGAUUUGAUUUAUUAUAUUAUAACACAUAUAGUAUUACAUUUUGAAUAACAUAGUAUAGAUUUAUAUAUUAUUUCAUUUUAUAUAGACUCAUUCCUUUGCAUAAAAAUAUAGAAUCUUUUAUAUGAAUUUGUACUAAAAAAAUGAAAUUAAUGAAACUUAUCUUUUGUUAAACAAACUUUUAUGUUGAGUUCACAAUAUAUAUUGUAUUAAUUUAAUAUGAAAUGUAACCUAUUAUAAUUAAUAUUUAAAAAUUUUUUUGUAAUUUGAUAUUUAAAUUGUAGAAUAUUCAGAUAUAGAAGCAACAUUAGAAAAUAAAAUUAUUCUUAUACUUUAUAUUAUUUUGUUUAAAAUUUUUUUUAAUUUUAUUCAUUUGCGAUAUUUGAUAAAUGUAUAGCUAUUCAUAAAUUGUAAUUUAGUAGAAAAAUAAAUUAAUAUAAAAAUAUAAAAAGAAAAAUUGUUAAUAAUCGUACUGCACAAUAAAAGGAAGAAAUCUCAAAUACAAUCUAUCUAUCUUGGAGCUGGAUCUAUAGGAUAUAAAUAAUGUCGUUUUAAAGUAAGUAUAACACUUCUACAAUUUAUCAUAUCAAUACCAUAAUUUGUGCAAAUAUGUGUAUAUAUAUAUAUAUAUAUUUUCUUCACAUUAUUUUCAUAAUAUGAUUAUACAUUUUAUUCACAAAGUAUAUUCAUAAUAACAUUUUCGCGUGAUUCAAA